Messenger RNA from Penaeus vannamei (Pacific white shrimp), 887 nucleotides. RefSeq lists its product as uncharacterized. Lineage: Eukaryota; Metazoa; Arthropoda; Malacostraca; Decapoda; Penaeidae. The record is from RefSeq and is a predicted model, not a curated record.
UAUCCUUUGCUGACAUGAAUCUCCAGAUCCUCCUGGCCUGUGCAAUGUGCGCCUGCGCCGCGUCCGCCCAGACGUACGAGGCCCUGGGCGUGCUUCAGCCGGAGGAGCCGAGGGACUUAGGGAAAUACGAGGGCGUGGUGGCGGCGACCAUCGACAUCCUGCCAGAGGUUGCCAAGACCCUGAAGGAGCUGGCCAGCAAGAUGGCUCGCUCUCAGGCCGACCCCUUCGACUCGCAGAACAUGUUCGAGAUCCUGAUGGCGUUCAUGCCCGUGACCCGCAGGAUCCUGUUCGCCGUGGCGGAGGCCGAGGGGCGGAGCGUGUCCGAGGAGGAGCUGCAGAGGCUGGACCGCGCCGAGAAGAUCCUUCCCUCCGCCUUCAAGUUCAUGCUCAAGAUUCAGGGCAGCGACUUCUUCGGCUUCGAAAACCCCGCCGCCAAGAGGGCCCCGACGGAGGACGCCGCCGCCCUCGCCGACGUCAAAGUGAGCGGGUCCUUCGUCCAGAUGCCCCACGGGAGGGCAGUGUUCAUCCACCACGGGUAGGGGGCGGCAGACGCAGAUGACAGCGCAGGAGAAAAGGCAGAAGAGGUGGCGAAAGGAGAUAAACCACAAGACAGGAAGUCUGAAUAGGAGAAGGAAAACUUCAGCGAGAUGAGACAACGGGAAGUAAACAAGUUAGAAGUGGUAGUACAGAAGAAAACGAGGACAAGGUGAUGCAGAAUGCAAAGAAGAAAGGAAGUUAUGCAAGAAAAUUUAAUUGGGCAUUUAACAGAUCUCUUAUGGUCUGUUGGAGCCCUAUUAUAUGUUGAUUUUCUUUUAACAUUCAUUUGCGUAAUGCUAUCAAUAUUCUGUGAUAAGUAAUAGGUUCCCAUUACGUGUGUGAAUGUGAAU